Plenodomus lingam JN3 is the source of this 135-nucleotide messenger RNA. The record is from RefSeq and is a predicted model, not a curated record. Lineage: Eukaryota; Fungi; Ascomycota; Dothideomycetes; Pleosporales; Leptosphaeriaceae.
AUGUAUUUGCUUCAACACAAUCCGGCUGCUUUAAAUGCAUACUCAUGCCUACCCUGGACUUGCGGGGCGGUCUACUCAGUGUUCUUCGUUAAGAAAAGCGAUGGUGCGAACAUCGGGACAUGGCAAGAGAAAUAA